CAAAAAAGAAGGAUGCUUUUAUCUACAUCUAAGUUGUCAACUUCUAAACUAGGAAAGUCCCAAUUGUAGAGUCCUUAAAGAUCUACUGUUAAUUAUCUUUAAUAAGACCUCGAUUCUCCUUCAAGAUAAAGAAUCAAGUUAUUAUCUGAUAAAUGGAAUCAUAUCCAAAAUGGAAUAGACAAGGAUAAAUUAGAGAAGAGAGAAGUUCUCGAGGAAAGAAUUAAAAUUAUUGAAGAUGUUCUCUCUUCUGAAAAACCAAAGGAUGAGUAAAGAUUUAAAAUCCUUAAGGAUCAAGUAUUAAAACUUCAAGAUUAUGCUCACAAUCAAAAAGCUGAAAGAGAAGUAUUUCAUAUAACUUAAACUUUAAGGCCUUCGAUGACAAAAAAGACAAAGAUUUCAGAACUCUAUCUGAUAACGUAGCUCUCUCUUUUGAUCAAGAAAGAAAUAGCAGAGGACAAGCUGAAACAAAGCUGUAAAAACAAAUAGAUGAAAGAUUCCAAUAAAUCACUCUCACAAUCACAAGGAACACUCAUCAAUAUGAAGACAGAAGCUAAGUUAAAAUUGCUGAAGUCUUGUAAUAAGUGCAAUUAGUGAAGAAUCAAUUAGAUCAAGAGAGAAGAUCAAGGUAAUUCUAAUGAUUAUUUUGUAGAGAAGAAUCAUCUGAAUCUUUGUCUGAAUAAAUCGAUUCUGAAAUUAACAAAUUUUCAGAUUAGCUCCUUAUUGAAAAGAAGGUAAGAGAAGAAACUCAAGGAAAAAUCUUUAGAAUGAUAGAGGAUGUUCAUGGAAAAUUGUAAUAAGAUAUCAAUGUUGAAAGAAGAGAAAGGGAAGCUACAACUGAAGCCUUAUUGAAAUUGUUGGAGGAUGCAUGUAUCAAAAUAGAUAAAAAUUUCAGAUCUUUUUGAGUUUAAAUAAAUAAAUACAC
Molecule: messenger RNA, 922 nt
Organism: Paramecium octaurelia
Lineage: Eukaryota; Ciliophora; Oligohymenophorea; Peniculida; Parameciidae
Source: the annotation of a GenBank genome assembly